Moesziomyces antarcticus is the source of this 2391-nucleotide messenger RNA. Its product is annotated as aconitate hydratase. NCBI's taxonomy places the organism in Eukaryota, Fungi, Basidiomycota, Ustilaginomycetes, Ustilaginales, Ustilaginaceae. Gene Ontology annotation, cellular component: cytosol; mitochondrion. The transcript has 2 exons. Gene Ontology annotation, biological process: tricarboxylic acid cycle. The record is from RefSeq and is a predicted model, not a curated record. The coding region runs from base 1 to 2391 and encodes 796 amino acids. Gene Ontology annotation, molecular function: aconitate hydratase activity; 4 iron, 4 sulfur cluster binding.
AUGCUUCCCCUCCGAGCUCUCCGAUCCUCGUCCCUCCGGGCGGCCGCCAAGGCCCCCCUGGCCCGCGGCUACGCUACUACCGUUGCCGAGGAGGCCGCCGAAAUCUCGCCUUCCCUCUUUGACAAGAAGGUCGAGAUGUCGGUCGUUGAGAAGGGCAAGGGCUACUACGUCAACUACAAGCGCAUCGAGGACAACCUCAAGGUCGUCCGAUCUCGUCUUAACCGUCCUCUCUCGCUCGCCGAGAAGAUCGUUUACGGUCACUUGGACAACCCCCACGAGCAGGAGAUCAGCCGUGGCCAGUCGUACCUCAAGCUCCGCCCCGACCGUGUCGCCUGCCAGGAUGCCACCGCCCAGAUGGCCCUCCUCCAGUUCAUGUCGGCCGGUCUCCCCACCGUCGCCGUCCCCACCACCGUCCACUGCGACCACCUUAUCGAGGCCCAGGUCGGUGGUGCCAAGGACUUGGCCCGCGCCAUUGAGAUCAACAAGGAGGUCUACGACUUCCUCGCCACUGCCACCGCCAAGUACGGCAUCGGCUUCUGGAAGCCCGGCUCCGGUAUCAUUCACCAGAUCAUCCUCGAGAACUACGCCUUCCCCGGUGGUCUCAUGAUCGGUACCGACUCGCACACCCCCAACGCCGGUGGUCUCGGCAUGAUCGCCUGCGGUGUCGGUGGUGCCGACGCCGUCGACGUCAUGGCCGACAUCCCCUGGGAGCUCAAGGCACCCAAGGUCAUCGGUGUCGAGCUCAAGGGCAAGCUGUCCGGCUGGACCACCCCCAAGGACGUCAUCCUCAAGGUCGCCGGUGAGCUCACCGUCAAGGGUGGUACCGGUGCCAUCAUCGAGUACAAGGGUGCCGGUGUCGAGUCGCUCUCGUGCACGGGCAUGGCCACCAUCUGCAACAUGGGUGCCGAGAUCGGCGCCACCACCUCGGUGUUCCCCUACAACGAGCGCAUGGGCGACUACCUGCGCGCCACCAACCGAUCCGAGAUCGCCGACCUCGCCAAGGGCUUCCAGCGCAACCUCCUCCCCGACUCGGGCGCCGAGUACGACUCGCACAUCGAGAUCAACCUCGACACGCUCGAGCCCCACAUCAACGGCCCCUUCACCCCCGAUCUUGCCACCCCCCUCUCCAAGUUCGCCGAGGAGGUCAAGAAGAACGACUGGCCCGAGGAGCUCAAGGUCUCGCUCAUCGGCUCGUGCACCAACUCGUCCUACGAGGACAUGAGCCGCUCCGCCUCGAUCGCCGAGGAGGCUGCCGCCCACGGCCUCAAGGUCAAGUCGCAGUUCACCAUCACCCCCGGUUCGGAGCAGAUCCGUGCCACCAUCGAGCGCGACGGCCAGAUGGAGGCCCUCGAGAAGGCUGGCGGUAUGGUGCUUGCCAACGCCUGCGGCCCUUGCAUCGGUCAGUGGGACCGCAAGGACAUCAAGAAGGGUGACAAGAACUCGAUCAUCACCUCGUACAACCGUAACUUCACCGGCCGUAACGACGCCAACCCCGCCACCCACGCCUUUGUCGCCUCGCCCGACCUCGUCACCGCCAUGGCCUUCGCCGGCCGCCUCACCUUCAACCCCAUGACCGACAGCCUCAAGGGUGCCGACGGCAAGGAGUUCAAGUUCACCGCCCCCAGCGGCAAGGAGCUGCCUCCCCGCGGCUACGACCCCGGCAACAACACCUACCAAGACCCCCCCAAGGACCGCUCGUCGGUUCAGGUCGCCAUCGACCCCAAGUCGGACCGUCUGCAGAAGCUCGAGCCCUUCAAGCCCUGGAACGGCAAGAACCCCACCGACUGCCCCGUCCUCAUCAAGGCGCAGGGCAAGUGCACCACCGACCACAUCUCGGCCGGUGGCCCGUGGCUCAAGUACCGCGGUCACCUCGAGAACAUCUCGAACAACUGCCUGAUCGGCGCCAUCAACGCCGCCAACGGCAAGGCCAACGAGGUGCAGAACGUCUUCUCGGGCGAGUGGGGACCGGUGCCCGCCACCGCCAUCCAGUACCGCGAGUCGGGCAAGCCCUGGGUCGUGAUCGGUGACGAGAACUACGGUGAGGGCUCGUCGCGAGAGCACGCCGCUCUCGAGCCCCGUUUCCUCGGUGGCUGUGCCGUCAUUGCGCGCUCGUUUGCUCGUAUCCACCAGACCAACCUGCGCAAGCAGGGCAUGCUCGCCUUUGAGUUCGCCAACCCCGCCGACUACGACAAGGUCCGCUCGGACGACCUCGUCGACAUCAUCGGCGUUACCGAGCUCGCCGAGGGCUCCAAGGUCUCGCUCGUCUGCAAGCACAAGGACGGCUCCAAGGACGAGCUGCCGCUCACCCACACCAUGAACGACAACCAGAUCUCGUGGUUCAAGCACGGCUCGGCCCUCAACAAGAUGGCUGCCGCCGCCAAGUCGGCCUAA